GUCUAGCCGGUUCCGGUUCCGGUCCCACUGUGCGCGCGCAGUCAGAGAUGAAGCUGCUAACCCACAACCUGCUGAGCUCCCACGUGCGUGGGGUGGGGCCCCGGGGCUUCCCUCUGCGCAUCCAGGCCACCGAGAUCCGCGUGAGCCCCGUGGACUUCAACCCGGAUUUCGUAACGCGUAUGAUCCCUAAGAUGGAGUGGACGGCGCUGGUGGAAGCGGCCGAGAGCCUAGGACACCUGUCCGAGUUGCCUAGGCAGUUGGCCGAGGGCUACGAAAAGGAUGAAGAGUUUCUGCGCAAGGUGCACCAUGUGCUAUUGGAGGUGGAGGUAGUGGAAGGCACCCUGCAGUGCCCAGAAUCUGGACGCCUGUUCCCCAUCAGCCGAGGCAUCCCCAACAUGCUGCUCAGUGACGAGGAGGCCACGUGCUAGCCUGGAACCUCCCCCCUACCCCCCCCCCCAUUGUGGCCACUUUGGCUUUCCACACCACACAGAGCCCCGGGGGUGGUAUGAUUGCUGUUAUAUUUUUUUUUUCCUCAUUAAAGGUUCAAAACCGAA
Gracilinanus agilis (Agile Gracile Mouse Opossum) is the source of this 554-nucleotide messenger RNA. It is a transcript of the gene TRMT112, whose product is annotated as tRNA methyltransferase activator subunit 11-2. Bases 48 to 428 code for a protein of 126 amino acids. Gene Ontology annotation, molecular function: protein heterodimerization activity. The transcript has 4 exons. The record is from RefSeq and is a predicted model, not a curated record. Gene Ontology annotation, biological process: peptidyl-glutamine methylation; rRNA (guanine-N7)-methylation; tRNA methylation. Lineage: Eukaryota; Metazoa; Chordata; Mammalia; Didelphimorphia; Didelphidae.